AUGGGCCUUGCUUCGAGCCCGACAGUUAAUAGGAGAGACACCGGGAGUAUCAACCCGGCUGAGGGCACUUUCUGGCUUCGCGACACACCGGCGAAACAGGUUCUAGAGAAACUCAAUAAGAGGCAGGAGGGACCAUCCACUUGCGACUGUUAUGAGCCGCUGACGGAAACAUAUUCUGGAACCAUUACACCGACAUAUUUCGCAUUGCCAUUUCAGUCAUGUGACGUCCGCGACGUCACUUCGAACCUCUGCCCUACUGAUUUCGUUUGCGCAUGCCAGCAAAAUGGAACCAGCAUGUGCCUACCGACAGCAGUGCAGACUGAGACAGAGUGCGGUACCCCAUAUUCCGGCCCGACGACCUUUCCCCUACGAGACUUUACUUGGGCUCUGAGCUCUCCCCUCGCCGAAUUUGCCUUCCCGAGUGAACAGUGCGGAGGUUCAGUUGGAGUCAUCACUACUUUAGCCUGGAGAACCGAACAAACCAAGUGUCCUCGAUCACAGGCAUGCGUUUGUGAAAGUGCAUCGUUACAUGCGAAGUGUAGAGACAUUGAGCUCGUCCCUCCCGGUUUGGAGGAGGGCGAGUGCCUUACUACAUGCAAAUAUGAGUUCCGUUUAGAUGUCCCUGCUCCUACUGGAACGGCGAGACUGGGUGGUCAAUGCGGGGGUAGAUGCUGGCCCGGGCCGAGAAACUGCCCACCAAGUGCCACUUGCUUUACGGAAACGGGACCGACACCGGGAGGGUAUGCGGAGUGCGCCUUCACAAAUCCUGCACGCAAGUUGAAGGUUAGACGGGACCACGAAGUCCUCGUUGGUAAUCUCCCUGCAAGAGUACAGGCAAUGGCAACACCCAUCUACUUUUAA
Messenger RNA from Orbilia oligospora ATCC 24927, 861 nucleotides. RefSeq lists its product as uncharacterized. The transcript is spliced from 2 exons. The record is from RefSeq and is a predicted model, not a curated record. Lineage: Eukaryota; Fungi; Ascomycota; Orbiliomycetes; Orbiliales; Orbiliaceae. The coding region runs from base 1 to 861 and encodes 286 amino acids.